AUGGCGAAGCGUCUGGCCGUCGCGCUCGUGCUGCUGCUGGUGGUGCUCGCGUCCUGCGACGGGAGGGAGCUGAAAGGGAAGGGCGGCGCCGGUGGCGCCGUGGACGAGGUGAAGGACCUGCUGCCCGGCUUGCCGGUGCCGCUGCCGCCUCUGGUGCCCGACCUGCCGCUGCCACCCGUGGUCCCCGGGAUCCCUCCCGCUGCCCACGGCUCCGCCGACAACCCCAAGUCUCCAUGA
Molecule: messenger RNA, 237 nt
Organism: Triticum dicoccoides
Lineage: Eukaryota; Viridiplantae; Streptophyta; Magnoliopsida; Poales; Poaceae
Exons: 1
Coding region: 1-237 (78 amino acids)
Source: RefSeq, a predicted model, not a curated record